Messenger RNA from Gekko japonicus, 1170 nucleotides. Its product is annotated as keratin, type I cytoskeletal 10-like. Gene Ontology annotation, molecular function: structural molecule activity. The transcript is spliced from 8 exons. The coding region runs from base 37 to 1170 and encodes 377 amino acids. NCBI's taxonomy places the organism in Eukaryota, Metazoa, Chordata, Lepidosauria, Squamata, Gekkonidae. The record is from RefSeq and is a predicted model, not a curated record.
GAUAGUGGGCUUCUCUCUGGUGGUGAAAAAGAAACCAUGCAGAACCUUAAUGACCGCCUGGCCUCCUACCUGGCUAAAGUACGAGCUCUGGAAGAGGCAAACAGAGACCUUGAACAAAAAAUCAGAAACUGGUAUGAAAAAUCUGGACCAUACAAUGAUGGAGAACCCAGUGACUAUAGCAAAUACUAUAAUACAAUUGAUGAACUUCGAAAUAAGAUCCUUUCAGCAAGUGUUACCAAUGCUAGCGUUAUCCUACAGAUAGACAAUGCCAGGCUGGCUGCAGAUGACUUCAGAAUGAAAUAUGAAAAUGAGAUGUUCCUCCAACAGGGUGCUGAAGCAGACAUCCGUGGGCUGCGUAAAGUACUCGAUGACUUGGCUUUUUGCAAGAGUGACCUGGAAAUGCAGAUUGAAAAUGUGACUGAAGAGAUGGCCUUCCUCAAGAAGACUCAUGAAGAGGAAAUAAAAGAAUUGCAAGGCGCUGCAUCUGGUGAUGUCAAUGUUGAAAUUAACACCACCCCAGGAACUGACCUAACCACACUUUUGAACAGGAUGAGAACAGAGUAUGAGUCUCUGGCAGAGCAAAACCGUAAAGAUGCUGAAAGCUGGUUCAAUGAAAAGAGCAAAGAAUUAAACGCGAAGAUCAAUGUGAGUGCUAAGGAGAUGAGCACCAACAAGAUUGAGAUUACAGACCUGAGACGCACCCUUCAAGCUCUGGAAAUAGACCUGAAAUCUCAACUUGCUUUGAGGCAAUCACUUGAAGCUACUUUGGCAGAAUUAGAAGGUCGCUAUUGUGCCCAGCUCCUGCAAAUGCAAGGGAUGAUCAGCAAUGUGGAGACCCAAGUGCACCAGAUAAGAGAGGACAUGGAAUGCCAAAAUGCAGACUAUAGGGAACUUCUGGACAUUAAGAUCCGCCUGGAAAAUGAGAUUGAGACCUACCGGCGUUUGAUUGAUGAAGAAGGAAGAAAUCUAGGCUCUGGAACAAGCUCAGGAUUAAGAACCUCAACACCUGGUGUUGAAGUCACUGCUGGAUCUGACACAGAAUCAGGUUCUAGUUCAUCUUUAGAUCCAAAGAAAACGAGAGUAGUUAAAACAAUCAUCGAGGAAUUAGAUGAGCAUGGCCGAGUAACAUCUUCCAAGAUCCAGUCCAUUGAAGAAAACCCAGCUACAUAA